AUGCUCAUGGCCUGCUUCUCUUUGUGCAAUGCUUCCUUGCCCAUCGCGUCUCAUGUGUGCAAGCUCCGCAUGGCCGCGGCCAGCAAGUACUUAGUCCGAGUCAGAGUCGGACUUCACGUCCUGCUGGAUAUCAUCUUCUUGGUCAGAGCAGCAAGCUUGAUGCUGCAGAGUUGGCUGGCCAGUCUUAGUGGCAGGGUGUUUGAUUUUAUCUUGGACACGUGUUUCAGAGUUGCGCCAUCCUUCCUUCAGGUAUACACUUUUGAAAGCAUGGGGCAGUCAGAGGACACAUCUAGGAACGUCAUCUCCAACAUCCUUGCCACGACGGUCCCAGAAGCGGCGAAACAUGUGCAGAGCCAAGUGGAGCUUAAGGCUGGGCUUGCGCCGAAAUUGUCCCUGCAGAUUGUCGCAGUGAUCGCUGGCUUUUUGCUGCUUUCAGCCAUCACAGCGUGGUCCUUGCGCCCAAGUGCCUCAAGGCUUGGCUUUGGACGAUGCCUGAACUCCGCGAUUUGCGGGCCGUUGUAUUUGCUGGCUGGGGAAGACCGCUCUGUGCCAGAGACGUGCGGUUAUGUGUGGAGGCUGAUUUGCCUCAGAGGGCUGUUCCUGGCCUCCAUGGUGGCGUUUGCCUGGCAAGACGUGAAAGCAACUCACGCUGAAGUGUUUUUUGCCCCCUGCAGCAAUGAGAAUGUGUCGUACCGCAUGCUUGCGCUGGCUGGCGUUUGUUCUGGCCCACACUGGCACAGGCUUUUCUGCUGUCGCUGCCAUCAAGAGUUCUGCCCAGCAGAGUUUGGGGCAACACGAAGCUGA
Molecule: messenger RNA, 804 nt
Organism: Effrenium voratum
Lineage: Eukaryota; Dinophyceae; Suessiales; Symbiodiniaceae
Source: the annotation of a GenBank genome assembly